This is a messenger RNA of Zalophus californianus (California sea lion), 5546 nucleotides long. It is a transcript of the gene CHM, whose product is annotated as CHM Rab escort protein. The transcript is spliced from 15 exons. Gene Ontology annotation, molecular function: GDP-dissociation inhibitor activity. The record is from RefSeq and is a predicted model, not a curated record. Lineage: Eukaryota; Metazoa; Chordata; Mammalia; Carnivora; Otariidae. Gene Ontology annotation, biological process: intracellular protein transport; small GTPase-mediated signal transduction; protein geranylgeranylation. The coding region runs from base 17 to 1978 and encodes 653 amino acids. Gene Ontology annotation, cellular component: cytoplasm; nucleus; Rab-protein geranylgeranyltransferase complex.
CACAUUUCCUUUCAAGAUGGCGGAUACUCUCCCUUCGGAGUUUGAUGUGAUCGUAAUAGGGACGGGUUUGCCUGAAUCCAUCAUUGCAGCUGCAUGUUCAAGAAGUGGCCAGAGGGUUCUGCAUGUUGAUUCAAGAAGCUACUAUGGAGGAAACUGGGCCAGUUUUAGCUUUUCAGGAAUACUGUCCUGGCUAAAGGAAUACCAGGAAAAUAGUGACGUUGUGAAUGAAAGCCCAGCAUGGCAAGAGCAGAUUCUUGAAAAUGAAGAAGCCAUUGUUCUUAGCAGGAAGGACAAAACCAUUCAACAUGUGGAAGUGUUUUGUUAUGCCAGUCAGGAUUUACAUGAAGAUGUUGAAGAAGCUGGUGCACUGCAGAAAAAUCAUGCUUCUGUGAUAUCUGGAAGCCCCACAGAAGCAGCACAUUCCGCCUAUCUGCCUUCAGAAGAUGAGUCAUUAUGCACUGUGAGCUGUGAAAUGCCCACAGAACAAACUCCAAGCAGUGAUCUAGAGCCUGCCCUAGAAAUAAACGAUGUGGAAGUAACAGGGGAAAAAGAAAAACGUUAUGACGAUAAAACUUGUGUGAAGUCAGCUUCAGAAGAAGAAACAAGUGAAAAUGUGCCUACAGCAGAAGACACUGCAUUGCCACCAAAGAAAAAUAGGAUUACUUACUCACAAAUUAUUAAAGAAGGCAGGAGAUUUAAUAUUGAUUUGGUAUCAAAACUGCUGUAUUCUCGAGGAUUGCUAAUUGAUCUUUUAAUCAAAUCUAAUGUAAGUCGAUAUGCAGAGUUCAAAAAUAUUACCAGGAUUCUUGUAUUUCGAGAAGGAAGAGUGGAACAGGUUCCUUGUUCUAGAGCAGAUGUCUUUAAUAGCAAACAACUUACUAUGGUAGAAAAGCGAAUGCUAAUGAAGUUUCUUACAUUUUGUAUGGAGUAUGAAAAACAUCCUGAUGAAUAUAAAGCCUAUGAGGAGAUUACAUUUUCUGAGUAUUUAAAAACUCAAAAAUUAACCCCCAACCUCCGGUACUUUGUCCUUCAUUCAAUUGCAAUGACAUCAGAGACAGCCUGCAAUACCGUAGAUGGUCUCAAAGCUACCAAAAACUUUCUUCGCUGUCUUGGGCGGUAUGGCAACACUCCAUUUUUGUUUCCUUUAUAUGGCCAAGGAGAACUUCCUCAAUGUUUCUGCAGGAUGUGUGCAGUGUUUGGUGGAAUCUAUUGUCUUCGCCAUUCAGUACAGUGCCUUGUUGUGGACAAAGAAUCCAGAAAAUGUAAAGCAAUCAUAGAUCAGUUUGGUCAGAGAAUAAUCUCUAAGCAUUUCCUUGUGGAGGACAGUUACUUUUCUGAGAACACAUGCUCACAUGUACAAUACCGGCAGAUCUCCAGGUCAGUCCUGAUUACAGAUAGAUCUGUACUAAAAAUGGAUUCAGAUCAACAGAUUUCCAUUUUGACAGUGCCAGGAGAGGAACCAGGAACUUUUGCUGUUCGAGUCAUUGAGUUGUGUCCUUCAACAAUGACAUGCAUGAAAGGCACAUAUCUGGUUCAUUUGACUUGUACAUCUUCUAAAACAGCAAGAGAAGAUUUAGAACCAGUUGUGCAGAAAUUGUUUACUCCAUAUACUGAAACGGAGAUAGAAAAUGAAGAAGUUGAAAAACCAAGACUUCUGUGGGCUCUUUACUUCAAUAUGAGAGAUUCUUCAGAUGUCAGCAGGAACUCUUAUAAUGAUUUACCUUCCAACGUUUAUGUCUGCUCUGGUCCAGACUGUGGUUUAGGAAAUGAUAAUGCAGUCAAACAGGCUGAAACACUUUUCCAGCUAAUCUGCCCCAAUGAAGACUUCUGUCCACCCCCACCAAAUCCUGAAGACAUUAUCAUUGAUGGGGACAGUUUACAAUCAGAGACUUCUGAAUUCAGUGUCAUACCAGAAGCUAACUCAGAGACUCCCAAGGAAAGCACAAGCCUGGGAAACCCAGAGGAGGCCUCUCAGUAAUGGAUAUAUGCCAAACUGAAUAUCCCACUUUGGAAAUCCCUCCUGGCCUCAGUCUUCUUCAUGGAAGAACUGUUUGAAAAAUGUUAGAAAACAGCAGCCAGUUGACAUAAUUACCGAGAGAAGCAGGUCAUAGAAAUCCAAAAGGGGAUUUUCCUUAAAGAGGACAUUGUAAGAACACAAAACACUUAUAAAGCACAUUGGCUUGCUUGCUUUAAGUUACCAAACCUGUAGAAUUAGCAGAUAAAUAUAAAUGGAUGGGUUCCCAGGAGUAUAGUAGCUAUGGAUAUGAAAGUGUACCUAUGCAUUGUUAAUAAUUCUGUCAUAUUCAGAAAGCUUUUGCUUACCACUUUGGAUCUUUGUUUGAAAGCCACAUCUUCAGAAUCAGAUCACAUAUUCCCUUUGAUUAUUUUAAUUCUAUUUUCUUCAUGGGUAUGGGCAUGAUGACACCAAUGAUAAAAGCACAUGUAAAUGUAGUUGAGGAAAGCUAAAGUAUCAUGAUCGAGGCAGGAGCCUGUGUUUGGAAUAGAGGUUUGGUUUGUUUUCUAUCUUGAGAACUCUUAAAAAUGCCAAUAUUAAAGUAUACAUUUUUACAAAUAAACCAUGAAUCCAUUACUCAACAUUUUUUGUUAGUAGUGAUAUUUGUAUGUGAAUCAUUUACGCACUAGGAAAGCUUAUAGGACUGAAGAAAUGGAAGGAAAGAUUUGGAUAUGCUCAUCAGUAUGUGGAAAUCUGUCUGGUCAGGUAACUAAAGCCUAAUUGUGUAUGGACCCAAUUUAGUUCUAGCUAUACUAUUGAUGAUAUUAGACAAAUUCUUUAACUUAAUAGGCCUCACUUUCUCCAUAUGUAAGGUAGAAAGAGUAACAUGUUGCCUACUGUAGGAGAAUAAUUUUGAAGAUAAAUGCAGUUCAAUCCUUAGAAUGGUAGUUCUGGGGGGAAAAAAAGUUGUUUUCCCCUUGACUUGGAGGUGAAUAUCAAAAAUCUGUUGCAGCAAAUAAUUGUUUGCUGUCAACUCCCCCCAACACAAUAGAGCACAGUGUUUUUAUUGCAACUAAGCCAAAAAAAAAAAAAAUCUGUUUCCUAAAUGAGUAUUUUAUAGUCUUGUAGACCAGUAAGCAUAGUAACAUGGAAUUGUGGUUUUGAAUGUUAGUAAGGAAAGCACUCUAAAUUCUUCAUAUUCCUCUUCUGCUAGGUAAACCUGAACCACUAAGGACUCUGAAUACAGUAUGACCAUUAGUAAACCUUAAUAUACACUUAACAUAAAAAUGUUGGGGCUAUACGUAGCCAGCAAAUCUAGUUACAGUGACAGUGACUGUUAAAAUUUUUCCGGAUGCCAAGUUCUGAUGGUUUGCUCUAUUUGAGCAAUACUUUGGAUUUAUUUCAAUAAUUAAAUAUAUAAAAAGUUUAUUGUGCAUUCUGGCCUACAUUACCAAUGAGAGAGCCAUUGCUACAGUAGAAAGCACAUAGUUGCUGUGAGGCUAUGACCUCUCCAGAUUUCAGAGAUCUUAAAGGAGGCUAGUUCUGUCAGGUCACAGAUUCAUAGAAAAUGGAAAGAAACAAGGAAUGUAGCUCUUGCCUCACCUUUCCAAUCCCCUGUGGAUAUAGCUGAAUCCAGAUGGAAGGAAAACCUUCCCAGCCUCUCAGGCUGCUCCUAACUCCUCUGCCAUUGUACACCCCAUCUCCUAUCUCUUUGGCCCUCUCCCUCUCUUCCCGUUUUAUAAUGUCCUACAAAUUAGGGAUAGCAGAAUCACAUUAUAAUCCAUUUUGCUAUAUAGAUUCAGAUCUUAAGUCAAAUCAUGUUUCCUGAAACCCAACUAUGCCAUGUGCUAAAUGCACAAUACCUACCUUGAAGCACCAGGUAUUUUCCCUGCCCCUCAAUACAAGCAAUAUACAAGGUUCCACUAUAUGAAAGUAUUGAGUCUGAAUACAAUUGCAGUAAGUUGCACCAAUUAAGAUAUUGUACUUUGUUAUAGUCUAAGAGUUAAGGCCUUUUGAAUGCAGCAUACACAUUUAUGAAAGCAACCAAUCAGGGUAGGCCAGAAUAAUAACUAGAAAGACUAUGAUAGCUUUACUGCAGCUAUCUAUAUGUAGACAAGGAAGGAGAUGCUCUGUGGUCUCAUGGCCCAACCCAUAUUGUACCUUAUUUUAUCCAUUAGCCAGCAUCAUAAUCUCUCUUCCGGGUUAUUUAUUAAAUACUAUUUAAGUGUUUAAAAGCUCCUGAAUAUGAUUAAUGGUGAUUAAAAUAUUACACAACUGUUAAAAACAUUGUGGUAGAGAACUUUAGAUAUUUCUUGUUGCCUCAGAAUAUAAUAGAAAUUAUUCUAAGAGCUUUCUUUUCAGCUAUCUUAAUUACUGCAAAUAAAUCUUUUUUCAUAGUUUUAAGCCAAAAAAGGAAAAACCUUUUGGUUUUGUUGUAAAACCAUAAGCCUGAAGUUAUAUGAAUAAAGUUAAUAUGUUAUAUGUGAUACAGAAAUCUCAGUAGCUAAUUUAAAAUUUUGAAUAUUGUCAUCAAAGAAUCUUGAUUCAUAUGUUUAAAAUGUUUAGUUAUACAUGCUGCUUAUUAACCAAAAAUGAUAACAUUCAGUUUAGUGAUCUACAUGAAAACCAGUUACCCUGUGUUGCUACUGUGUCUUUAUCUAGUUGGCAUGCCUGCCCAGAAAAGCAAAUAGGUAGGUAGGUAGAUAUUAUAAAUGUAGGCAUUUUUCUAUAGAAAAACUGAGUUAAAAUUUUCCCCAUCUCUGAUGAUAUUUAGUUACCCAUAGUAAAAUGGCCAUGUUAAUGGUUAACUUCUAGAAUGGUAGUUUCUGAGAUUAGCAGCCUUUUAUUUAAAAUAAUGACCAUGGUAAUGAUUAUAACUUCUGUCAUACCUAUAGUUCCCCAAAAGGCAGCCCUUUGUCUAAAGUCCCAAAGACCUCAAAAAAUGUUGUUGAAAUUUGAUCAGUAAGUAGUAUUGAUGCUUUAAAGCAGGAAUUAAAUAUUUUCUUAUAUUUAUAAGUCAUUUACUGCAUUGAUAUUGAAUAAUUUAUCUCUAGGUUAAUUUUCUUAUAUGCACUUCAAAGGCAUAAGUAUGAUUAUUCAUAAUUUUCACACUGUAGCAGUAAGUUUUCAGAAGAAAUAAAAGUGAUGCCUUUCAAGUGUGGUUUCCUAUUUUUUACUAUUAAAACUUUGCAUAUAUACCAAGAAAUUAAAGAUUGUCUUGGAACUGAUUUGUUGAUAUCAGUCUAUUAUUUAAACAAUUGUCCAGCUGUAUACUUGGUUUUGUUUCUAAGCACUUGUCAACUUUGUCAGGUUUGUGAGAAAGGCAAAAUCAAAUGAUACCUGGGUUGAUUUACUUAGCAAAUUGUUCUAGAAGCCAGCAUCAGAUCUCAUUCUGUUUGAAAUUGGUGCUUGAGGCAUGGGCUAUGGCUUUAUAGUACAUUGCCUACAAACUGUUUUCACAUCUCACUUAGUAUAUGAGAAUAUGAAAUGUUUUUCAUAUUUGUUGAAUGAGAACCUGAAAUGUUUUUCUCUGUGGUGGUUGAGUCCACAACAAUUUACUUGAAAUAAAUAAGAGACUGCUGGUGUUCCUCGU